Messenger RNA from Suillus subaureus, 303 nucleotides. RefSeq lists its product as uncharacterized. Lineage: Eukaryota; Fungi; Basidiomycota; Agaricomycetes; Boletales; Suillaceae. The annotation marks the transcript as partial. The transcript has 3 exons. The record is from RefSeq and is a predicted model, not a curated record.
GGUUUUGUAAGUGAUGCAUGUGGUAAACUACUCUGCCCAGUGGAAUGGCACUGGGAGGAUGCACUUGUCAAGGCUGGCAUUCAUGAUCACACCACUGAUUUCAUUGUAUCAGAGAACUUGUGGCCAUUGUUCAUGUAUGAAAAUUAUGUAGCAGACACCAAGAAUCUGGAGCAUGGUCUGAUGAAGUCAAAACUAUUGCUUAUGGGGUUCAAGGCAAUAUUUACAUCUCCCUCCUUAGCCAAUGAAGUGGAUGGCGAAGGUGAUUGCACUGACAUUCUUGAGAACAACCGACAUGCCCAAUGA